AUGGCGCAAAAAUCCCAAAAAACCCUCGCGACCCGCAACGCCUCCACCCUCAACCGCACCCACCUCCUCUCCCUCGCCAUCCACGCUUUCUUCCACAUCCUCCGCCUCGUCUUCCGCAACCGCCCUUCCCUCCUUCCCUACAUCCUUCUCUCCGCCCCCUCUAUAAUAAUCGAAGCCUACUUCGAGCGUCUCUCGCGCCCAACCUACACCACCAGUGAACCCCGCACGCUCAAACGAGCUGGUGAAGACCUCCAGGCGCCUGGGUUGACGGAGUGGAUGUGGGAUUUGCUGUAUUGGACGUGGGGGUGUGUGGUGCUGGUCGCCGUGAUUGGGGACAGGGGGUGGUGGGCGUGGGUAGUGGUGCCGGGGUACAGUGUUUGGUUGGCUUAUGGGACGCUUAUGGGGGUGAAGGGGGGAAUGGGUGGGUUGAUGGGUGGUGCUGGGGCCGGGGAUGAGGAGGGGAAGGAGGGGCAGAGUAAGCGGCAGGCUAAGAUGGAGAAGAGGGGGGGUCAGAAGACGGUGUACAGGUGA
Messenger RNA from Saxophila tyrrhenica, 531 nucleotides. RefSeq lists its product as uncharacterized. The coding region runs from base 1 to 531 and encodes 176 amino acids. NCBI's taxonomy places the organism in Eukaryota, Fungi, Ascomycota, Dothideomycetes, Mycosphaerellales, Extremaceae. The transcript has 2 exons. The record is from RefSeq and is a predicted model, not a curated record. Gene Ontology annotation, cellular component: intracellular membrane-bounded organelle. Gene Ontology annotation, biological process: vacuolar protein processing.